Messenger RNA from Cottoperca gobio, 4180 nucleotides. It is a transcript of the gene gtf2ird1, whose product is annotated as GTF2I repeat domain containing 1. The record is from RefSeq and is a predicted model, not a curated record. The coding region runs from base 286 to 3375 and encodes 1029 amino acids. Lineage: Eukaryota; Metazoa; Chordata; Actinopteri; Perciformes; Bovichtidae. Gene Ontology annotation, molecular function: DNA-binding transcription factor activity. Gene Ontology annotation, cellular component: nucleus. The transcript is spliced from 26 exons.
GCGAAUGAGUUUCAAUUUUACUGGAUUACAGAACAAAGAAAGGGGAAAGGGACACCCUGCUCUGUUAAAGGGAAAAGAGAAAUAAACUCAGAUAAAAUACACAAAUAAUAGAAUAUAAAACGUGCGAUCGAAGUCAACAUUGUGAUGUUCCGGAUUACGAUGUUUUAGCAGACGCUGCAGCUACAUUGUGGAUGAGAAUUGUGUUUCUGAUGGAUUAAAACGGGGAAUAAACCUAUUCCGGGAUUGACAGCAGCAACAAGGCUAUUUAAUCGCUAAUUAAGAGGCAUGGCUCAGAUGAGGAAGCUGGCAUGUGAUGGCAUCAGGACGAACUCCCGCGGUGACUCACAGGCCCCGCUGGUGUCAGCCAGACAGGAGAUCCUCACCAGCCUGGUGUCGGCGCUGGACUCAGUGUGCAUGGCGAUGUCUAAGCUCAAUGCCGAGGUGGCGUGCGUCACCGUCCACGAGGACAGCGUGAUCGCUGUCGGCACAGAGAAGGGCAGAGUGUUCCUCAACUCCAGGAGGGAAAUCCAAACAGACUUCUACAAGUUUUGCCGGGGGCCAUGUCUCCAGAAUGUGCCCACAGCAAACGCUCACACCAAAGACCAGGACGGCGAUCUGAGCAAACUGAGUAAGGAGGGGGAGCAUGGGAAGUCAAGAGCGCCAUCAGAUGCUCAGUCCAACAUCUUUGUUCUGAGGAAGAUGGUGGAGGAAGUCUUCACUGUACUGUACAGUGAAGCUGUGGGUAAGAGCAGCCUGGUCCCUGUGCCUUAUGAGCGGAUCCAGAAGGACCCCGGCUGUGUGGUGGCCCACGGCCUGCCUGAGGGAGCCACGCUGAAGAAGCCCUCGGAGUACGACACAAAGACACUGAUGAAGAUUCUGGAGCAGAGCCACCGCAUCCAGUUCACGGUAAAAAGACCAGCAGAAGAUUUGUCUCGAGAAGUCAAGUCCAGCACUGACGUUAAUCACAACUCCACCGCCGUCCUGAGCCCGAGCAGCCACGGCCCCGCCAAGACGCCGGCCCAGGGAGUCACGUCAUCGAGUCCCGCCUCUUCCAGCAACUCGGUCCUGUCUAACUUCCUGUACGGCAUGCCCAUGUCCUCCAAACCUCAUCCGGAUGGCAAGCUGGACUUCAAACCCAUGUCCCUCCUCAACCUGGGCAAGGACAGACUGGCCAACUGGACAGCAGGGACAGACAACAUGAGCACGUCCAUCAAGGACUGUGCAAACAACGAUGAGACAACGAGACUACCUGGGGAGCAGGGUCAGAGCCCGCCUGGCAUCCACAUCUCCAAGAGGCUCCUCUUCUCCAUAGUGCACGAAAAAUCAGAAAAAUGGGAUUCUUUCAUUCGGGAAACUGAAGACAUCAACACGUUGAGAGAAUGUGUUCAGAUCUUGUUCAACAGCAGAUACGCUGAGGCUCUGGGUCUGGAUCACAUGGUGCCUGUCCCGUACCGCAAAAUAGCCUGCGACCCGGGAGCCGUGGAGAUCAUCGGCAUCCCGGACCAGAUCCCCUUCAAGAGACCCUGCACCUACGGGGUCCCCAAGCUCAAACGCAUCCUGGACGAGCGCCAUGGAAUCCGCUUCAUCGUCAAACGAAUGUUUGAUGAAAGGAUCUUCACCGCUGCUGGUAAGAUAGCGAGAGAGGAGGGCAAGCACGAGCUGGGCUCCAUGUCUGAAGACGGCUUCCUCGACAAUCUGAGCAUCGCGUCCGCCGCAGCCGAGCUGGUCAGCAAUCCUCACAGCAGCAGAUCAGCAAGUGCAUGCGUGAGUCCCUUGGCUGACUGUGAAGCAGGUCCUUCAGCAGAUUGCAUUCCUUUGAAAAGGAUUAAAACCGAGCCUCCAGAUGGGGAAAUUAUUCAAGUCACAGUGCCAGAUGCUGGUACAAAUGGGGACGAGGCCAGCGAGUCUGUGGCCGAGCCGGUCGCAGCUGCAGCGUGUCCAGCCACAGCCUCGCCCCCGGCUCCCCCUGCUCCCCCUGCUCCCUCUGCUCCCCAUCACCCAAUGGAAAACCACGCAGCUGAAGCUCUGUCACCCGGUGCGUCCUCGCAGAGCAUCAGAAGAGCCUCUGAAGCAGGCAGUUUGGUGGAGGACAUCAGUGAAAUGAUUCUUCAGCUUCGGAGACAAGUGGAGAGCCUCUUCAGCAUUAAGUACGCGGAUGCUCUGGGGCUGCCUGAACCUGCCAUGGUGCCCUACUCCAAGUUCCAGAUGUACCCGGAGGAUCUGUACGUCACCGGGAUGCCAGAGGGCGUCUCCCUCCGGAGGCCCAACUGCUUCGGAGCUGCCAAGCUGCGCAAGAUCUUAGCUGUUAGCAGUCAGAUCCAGUUUGUCAUCAAUAGGCCUGAGCUGCUGACUGAGCAAGUAAAACAGGAGAUGCCUUCCAUGCCCAUCUGUGACCCAGAGCUGGACGACAAGGAUGCUGCAGCGCUGACGGAGGAUCCUGCAGCGCUGUCCAAGAGACCUGGUUUCUCAGAGUGCCUGGAGUCCAAGCUGUCCAGGAUCGACCUGGCCAACACGCUGCGGGAGCAGGUCCAGGAUCUGUUCAACAGGAAGUACGGGGAGGCGUUGGGCAUCAAGUACCCCGUCCAAGUGCCUUACAAGAGGAUCAAGAACAACCCGGACUCGGUCAUCAUCGAGGGCCUCCCCCCCGGCAUCCCCUUCAGGAAGCCCUGCACCUUCGGCUCCCAGAACCUGGAGAGGAUCCUGGCGGUCGCUGACAAAAUCAAUUUCACCAUCACCAGACCUUUUCAAGGACUCAUUCCAAAACCAGCACCUCGACGCGUCACUUUACUAAAGAAGGCGUACGCCUCGAUAAGCGAUGACGACGACAUUAACCGCAUGGGAGAGAAAGUAGUCCUUCGAGAGCAAGUCAAGGAGCUGUUCAACAAGAAAUACGGUGAGGCUCUGGGCUUAGACCGCUCCGUCGUGGUCCCGUACAAGCUAAUCCGUGGCAGUCCAGAGUCUGUAGAAGUCAGUGGCCUUCCAGACGACAUCUCCUUCCGAAACCCCAACACCUACGACAUCGUGUGCCUGGAGAAAAUCCUUCAAGCUGCAGAUAAAAUAACGUUCAACAUCAAGAGCCAGCUGCAACCGUUUGCAGAGAUCUGCAGUGAACCCUGUAACACAGGUACGUGUGUGAGCUGCUGCUCCGGCGCUGAGCUCUGUGGCCUCCUGGAAGUAACAAAGCUUUUGUCUCCAGCAGCAACAGACGCCUCCACCAAUCGACGGAAGCGCAAGAGAGUCCAGGAGAGCAACCGAGCGCCCGCCUCCUCGGACCACGGGAUAUCGACCAAUCAGAUUCCAGUAAUGCAGUGGCCCAUGUACAUGGUGGACUACAGCGGAGUGAAUGUGCAGGUUCCCGGGAAAGUGAAUUACUGAAGGACAAACCUGGACUGCAGCAAAGGGACGAGAGGAGGAGAGUGUCACAGUGAUAUUCAUGACUCUUCCACAUGCGACACUAACACUUUGUCUGAGCGCUGAGACUCCAGCGCCCGCGCACUGACUCGUGGUUUGACUUUGUGAAUGAGGAACAACAGAAUGUACGUGGAUCAGAAGGUCGCAGGGCAGAAGCGCGGCGUGUCUCUGCCUCCACGCGGCGCCGGCAGGACAGCGCUUUAGUUUUCCUUCUGAAGCUGAUCAUGACGGUAAUAUUGUUUACUCGCCUCGCUGUUACCAAGUGUCCAUCCACUGAGUCGUGUUGCUGUAUCCAGCGUUGGGUUGCAACGUAUUACUGACGACACAAUGUCUUUGAUAACGAUCUGGUUCCAUAAUAUUCAGAUAUUUGUACUUUUUAUUUAUUAUAUUUAUUGAAAUAUAACAUUAUGUGCAGGGAUUUAAAAUACAUUAUUCUGUUACACAGCUCCUUGAGGAACUAUCACAACACUAACAGAUGCUAGUCACUCAGUAACUACAGGUAACCGCUGAAAUCAAACGACACAGCGAUCAAGUGUCUUAAUUGGAGAAAAUUAAAGGAAGUACCUGCAGGAAACACAAGAGCUUCAGUAAACAGCCUUCUUAUGUUAGCACCACAUUAACAAUAUGUAACAUAUAAAGUCAGCCUGAAUGUAUCAUGUAAAGGAAAGAAUGGUAUGUUAUUCUGCGGUGACGUCUCUGGACUAACACUAUUUAAUAUGCUGUACCUUAACGCCAAUUAGGCCUUUGAAAUAAAAAGUGUUGCCUUGCA